AACGCGAAUUAAUCCACCAAACUUUAAUAAUUUUUUUCGCAAAAACUAUUAAUUUGCGAAUAUAAGUUCCCGUAUCAGAUUGUUUUUAUUUUUUUUUUCUACAUAAUAUAUAUUCAGCUUCGAUAUAAGUGAUCGGACACCCUGUGUUAAAAGUGGUGCCACAAUACGGCAUCACAUUCCAUUAAGAGGGAGGUGAGCCGACUGGGCUUCCGUAUGCUACAGUAUGUACAAGUAAAGAUAUUUUGUUUGAUUGAUUUAAAGUUUCAAUAAUUUUCUGUAUUUUUACAAAAAUUAACUACUCCAAGAAGAUAAUCAUUAUUAAUUAAUUUUACCUGACUAUUAAAUAGGUGAUAUUUGGAUUUUGUGUUCGUAUUUAUUUCCUUAAAAUUGUUUAAAUAUGAAACUAUUAACCCAUAAUAUGCUGACGUCUAAAUGUUUGAAAGGAGUUAAUGUAGGAUAUCCUCUGGGAAUUGUGGCCAAAGACGUAAAGGUGUCACAAGUUGAUUUCAGUUCUGAAUUUAUUGCUCGUAUUAUUCCGAAAUUAGACUGGAAUACUUUAUGGAAAGCUGCUGAUAGUAUAGGACAUGUAAAUGAUUUACCAGAAUCAUUGAUUCAAGAUUUUGAAAAUAAUGAAGAAUUUCUCAAAAAAGUCCAUCAUGUUUUAUUAGAAGUGGAAGUGAUGAGCGGAGAUCUGCUUUGUCCUGAAUCAGGACGUAAGUUUCCCAUUAACGAUGGCAUUCCAAACAUGCUGUGUAAUGAAGAUGAGGCGUAGUCAAGCGGAUAAAUAUUCUGUAUAUUAACAAUAAUUUUAAAUUAUAGAGAUUAGCAACAAUUAAAAAAAUAAUUUAUUAUAAAA
This is a messenger RNA of Chelonus insularis, 856 nucleotides long. It is a transcript of the gene Trmt112, whose product is annotated as tRNA methyltransferase subunit 11-2. Lineage: Eukaryota; Metazoa; Arthropoda; Insecta; Hymenoptera; Braconidae. The record is from RefSeq and is a predicted model, not a curated record. Gene Ontology annotation, biological process: tRNA methylation; rRNA (guanine-N7)-methylation; peptidyl-glutamine methylation. Gene Ontology annotation, molecular function: protein heterodimerization activity. The coding region runs from base 398 to 772 and encodes 124 amino acids. The transcript has 4 exons.